AUGCAAGAGGACCUAUUUCAUAAUUUCCUUGAAGAACAAGCAUCUGGCUAUGAUUCUCAAGCUUAUCCUUCCUACUAUGGCACGGUUAAGGACGAUGGCGAGUUUAACGACUUAAUCAAGCUGACAAGUGAUGUUUUAGGUUUGCAAACGUUUAGCAAAGUGGGUGGCAAAUCAACAUCAGUUAAAACAGUUAAUAUAAACGAUUUCGCAACUAAAGCUGUUAGGGGAGAUGAUACAGAGACAUUUGAAGAAGCGUGGAAGGAAGCUUGUUCUUCCUCUGAAGGAGCUAAUAUCGUUGUGCCCCAGUAUACCUAUCGUCUUAAGCCGAUUAAAUUCCAGGGUCCUUGCAAAUCUAAUAUUAAAUUCCAGGUAAAUGGAGUCAUUGAAGCAUCUGAUGACGUAUCGGACUACAAAAGAGAUGGUAAGCAUUGGCUUGUCUUUGAUAGUGUUCAGAAUUUACAAGUUGAAGGUGGUGGGACUAUUGAUGGAAAUGGGAAGAUAUGGUGGCAAAACUCAUGCAAAGUCAAUAAAGCUCUUCGUUGCAAAGAUGCACCUACGGCUCUCACCUUCUACGAAUGCGAGAAUUUGGUCGUGAAGAACAUCAAAAUCCAAAAUGCACAACAAAUGCAUGUUUCUUUCCAGCAAAGCAAGAAUGUUCUAGUCUCCAAUCUCACAGUAACUUCUCCAGAGAAAAGCCCUAACACUGACGGAAUCCAUGUUACAGGCACCGAAAACAUCCAGAUUAUUGAUUCAGUCAUAGGAACAGGUGAUGAUUGUAUCUCCAUUGUAAGUGGGUCCCAAAAUGUGCAAGCCAGGGACAUAACUUGUGGACCAGGUCAUGGAAUCAGUAUUGGAGGCUUAGGAGCACAUAAUUCAGAAGACUAUGUUUCAGGAGUUACUGUAAAUGGUGCUAAGUUUUCUGGUACCACAAAUGGUAUUAGGAUCAAAACAUGGCAGAGGUCAGCGGUUCAAGUGAAGAAUGUGGUGUACAAGAACAUAAAGGGGACUAGUGCUUCCGAGGUGGCCAUCAAACUUGAUUGCAGCAAGACUUAUCCAUGUCAAGGGAUUCUGUUGCAAGAUGUUAAUCUUGAACGAGAAGGAGAGGGAGCAGCCACAGCUUUAAGAGAGAAAAAGGACAGCUCCCAGGAUCCAGAUGAUGAAACGUCCAAUAUACUUCGCCACGUCAAACGGAUCAAACUUUAUGCUUACGUGGCAAGAUCUGAUAGAAGAAAAAAACUUGACGAUAUUGGCAAGACUAUAGAUGGAGAGCCGUUUGUUGCUUGCCAUGUAUGUUCAUUUCCAGUUUGCCGUCCAUGUUACGAGUAUGAGAGGAAAGAUGGUAACCAGUCUUGUCCUCAAUGCAAGACCAAAUACAAGAGGCACAAAGGAAGCCCUCCAAUUCAAGGAGAAGAAGUGGAAGAUGCUGAUUCUGAUGAUGCAGGAAACAAGUCAAAUCAUCAUACAUCAAGCGUUCAAGAUGAGAAACAAAAGAUAGAGCGGAUGCUGGGUUGGGAUUCAAGUUCUGGCCGGAAAGAGCAUCUUGCAACCACAAACUAUGAGAAAGAUGUUUCUCUUAGCCACAUUCCUUAUCUGGCUGGUAGACGCUCGGUUUCCGGGGAUCUUUCAGCUGCAUCUCCUGAACGUUAUUCAAUGGCUUCUCCUGAAAGUGGCAUCAGAGCUAAUAUGAGGGUGGUUGAUCCAACAAGGGAUUCUGGCUCGUUGGGAUUGGGCAAUUUAGCCUGGAGAGAGAGGAUUGAUGGUUGGAAGAUGAAGCCAGAGAAGAAUACUGCUCCAAUGAGUGUUAGUAAUGCACCAUCUGAAGGCAGGGGUGGUGGAGAUUUUGAUGCCAGCACUGAUGUGCUCAUGGAUGAUUCUUUACUAAAUGAUGAAGCCCGCCAGCCCCUCUCAAGGAAGGUUUCUAUUCCUUCCUCUAGGAUUAACCCUUACAGGAUGGUCAUAGUUUUGCGGCUUGUUAUCCUUUGCAUUUUCUUACACUACCGUCUAACAAAUCCAGUAAGGGAUGCUUAUCCUUUGUGGUUAAUAUCUGUUAUCUGUGAAAUAUGGUUUGCAAUAUCAUGGAUAUUGGAUCAGUUCCCUAAAUGGCUUCCUGUGAACCGUGAAACAUAUCUUGACAGGCUAUCUCUCAGAUAUGAGAAAGAAGGAGAGCCGUCUCAGUUGGCUGCUGUUGACAUUUUUGUCAGUACAGUCGAUCCUUUAAAGGAACCUCCACUGGUCACAGCCAAUACAGUACUAUCUAUUCUUGCAGUUGAUUACCCAGUCGACAAAGUCUCUUGCUAUGUUUCAGAUGAUGGAGCAGCUAUGUUGACAUUUGAAGCCAUGUCUGAAACGUCUGAAUUUGCUAGAAAAUGGGUUCCUUUCUGCAAGAAAUAUGAUAUUGAGCCACGAGCUCCAGAAUGGUAUUUUGCACAGAAGAUUGACUACUUGAAAGAUAAGGUUCAUCCAUCAUUUGUCAAAGCUCGCAGAGCUAUGAAGAGAGAAUAUGAAGAAUUUAAAGUUCGUGUCAAUGGGUUUGUUGCAAAGGCACAAAAGGUUCCUGAUGAAGGAUGGGUCAUGCAAGAUGGUACGCCUUGGCCUGGAAAUAACACCAGAGAUCAUCCAGGAAUGAUCCAGGUUUUCUUGGGCCAUAGUGGAGGACUUGACACUGAGGGUAAUGAACUUCCCCGACUGGUGUAUGUUUCUCGUGAGAAGCGCCCUGGUUUCCAGCAUCAUAAGAAAGCUGGUGCGAUGAAUGCACUUGUUCGUGUUUCAGCAGUUCUCACCAAUGGGCCCUUCUUGUUAAAUCUUGAUUGUGAUCAUUACAUAAACAACAGCAAGGCAUUGAGAGAAGCUAUGUGUUUUCUAAUGGAUCCUAAUCUUGGAAGAACAGUUUGUUAUGUUCAGUUUCCCCAGAGAUUUGAUGGGAUCGAUAGAAAUGAUCGAUAUGCCAACCGUAACACUGUUUUCUUUGAUAUAAACUUAAGAGGAUUGGAUGGAAUCCAAGGCCCUGUAUAUGUGGGUACAGGGUGUGUUUUCAAUAGAACAGCCUUGUAUGGUUAUGAGCCUCCUCUCAAGCCUAAGCAUAAGAAGCCAGGAUUUCUGUCUUCAUGCUUUGGUGGAUCCCGAAAGAAGAGUUCUAGAUCAGGUAGAAAGGAUAGCAAGAAAAAAUCAAGCAAGCAUGUAGACCCUACUUUGCCAGUAUUCAAUUUAGAAGAUAUAGAAGAAGGGGUUGAAGGUACUGGAUUCGAUGAUGAAAAGUCAUUGCUCAUGUCUCAAAUGACACUUGAGAAAAGAUUUGGUCAAUCAAAUGUGUUUGUUGCUUCCACCCUUAUGGAGAAUGGUGGUGUUCCUGAGUCUGCCACCCCAGAAUCUCUUCUCAAAGAAGCUAUUCAUGUCAUCAGUUGUGGAUAUGAAGACAAGACAGACUGGGGACAUGAAAUAGGAUGGAUAUAUGGUUCUGUUACAGAAGAUAUCCUUACAGGAUUCAAGAUGCAUGCUCGUGGUUGGAGAUCAAUCUAUUGCAUGCCGAAGCGUCCUGCAUUUAAAGGAUCCGCUCCUAUUAAUCUUUCUGAUCGUCUAAACCAAGUGCUUCGGUGGGCUUUAGGUUCUGUUGAAAUUCUUCUCAGUCGUCAUUGCCCCAUAUGGUAUGGCUAUAGUGGAAGGCUAAAAUGGCUCGAGAGAUUUGCAUAUAUCAAUACCACCAUUUAUCCAAUCACGGCUCUUCCUCUUCUUGCCUAUUGUACAUUGCCAGCUGUGUGCCUUCUUACUGGAAAAUUCAUUAUUCCACAGAUUAGUAACAUUGCCAGUAUCUGGUUCAUAUCCCUCUUUCUUUCAAUCUUUGCAACUGGUAUAUUGGAAAUGAGAUGGAGUGGUGUUGGGAUCGAUGAAUGGUGGAGAAACGAACAAUUCUGGGUUAUUGGAGGUGUGUCAGCUCAUCUAUUUGCUGUCUUUCAAGGCCUGCUGAAAGUCCUUGCUGGAAUAGAUACCAAUUUUACUGUCACUUCAAAAGCAUCAGACGAAGAUGGUGAUUUCGCUGAGCUAUAUAUGUUCAAAUGGACUACUUUACUUAUCCCACCAACUACUCUCCUCAUAAUCAAUCUGGUUGGAGUGGUUGCUGGAGCGUCCCACGCCAUAAACAGUGGUUAUCAAUCUUGGGGUCCUCUCUUUGGCAAGCUUUUCUUUGCUUUCUGGGUGAUCGUUCAUCUUUACCCUUUCCUCAAGGGUCUGAUGGGACAGCAGAACCGAACACCUACGAUUAUUGUUGUAUGGUCGGUUCUACUUGCUUCUAUCUUCUCCCUACUAUGGGUACGUGUUGAUCCUUUUACAACAAGGGUGACUGGACCGGACGUAGAGCAGUGCGGCAUCAACUGCUAG
Molecule: messenger RNA, 4371 nt
Organism: Dovyalis caffra
Lineage: Eukaryota; Viridiplantae; Streptophyta; Magnoliopsida; Malpighiales; Salicaceae
Source: the annotation of a GenBank genome assembly